GUUCAUUAAUGAUUAAUGGGGGUGUUCUUAGACCUCUUCUUGGUUUUUUGUUCUUAUUACAUUAAAGGAGUGUUGGAGGCGCAAGCACGACUAAAGCGACACCGUUUCGAGCAAGGCGUGAAGGAAGGUAUGUCACUGGUAGACUACGACGAUUCUUCAUCCGACGACGAUGUCUUACCCGCGGCGGUGCACAAGGCAGCUCUGCCACAACCACCGCAACAAAAACCCUCUCCCUCGAAAUCACGGAGGUCUUUGAAUAAGAAGGAAGAAAGUGAGGGACUUCCUCAGCUACCAGAUGCGUUGCUUCUUCUGGAGUCACCAACGGUUACUCAUGUGAGUGGCGGUGGUGACCAUGCUUCCGUUGUUGCAGCUGCUAUGCGGAAACGAGACUUAAAUGGGAACUCUUCUUCUCUUCCUCGUCGUCCCAAGGUACCAAGAGGAGCUUUGCCUCACUCCAAGAAUAUUGUAGAAACUUCGGGUAACCUGCUUGUGCCUCCUCAGCUCAAAGGAAGGAGCAAUGUUGCUACAGAAGAUAUGAGCAGGCUUUUUGUGAAGAAACGGCAAGAGUCCUCCAAGGCAACAUCUCCUAAUCAGGAUUAGUUUUUUUUUUCAAUUUUGAUUUUUGAAUGCUACCUAUAGUGUGGUAUCCUAGUUGGUGGGAAAUAAAAACAGAGCAUGGAACUUUACUUUCUUUCGUUUAUUUAUAACAUGACUACUAUUGUCUUUCUUAUACUUGGUUUGAUGACAUGUAGUUCUAAAAUUUACAUUUAUCAUGGCUUGAUAUAGGACAAUAAUUUUUUUUUGUAAA
Brassica napus (rape) is the source of this 808-nucleotide messenger RNA. RefSeq lists its product as uncharacterized. The transcript is spliced from 3 exons. Lineage: Eukaryota; Viridiplantae; Streptophyta; Magnoliopsida; Brassicales; Brassicaceae. The record is from RefSeq and is a predicted model, not a curated record. Bases 16 to 600 code for a protein of 194 amino acids.